This is a messenger RNA of Myripristis murdjan (pinecone soldierfish), 710 nucleotides long. It is a transcript of the gene nrtn, whose product is annotated as neurturin. Gene Ontology annotation, molecular function: glial cell-derived neurotrophic factor receptor binding; receptor tyrosine kinase binding; growth factor activity. The record is from RefSeq and is a predicted model, not a curated record. The transcript is spliced from 4 exons. NCBI's taxonomy places the organism in Eukaryota, Metazoa, Chordata, Actinopteri, Holocentriformes, Holocentridae. Bases 11 to 646 code for a protein of 211 amino acids.
GCCUUCUAAGAUGAGGUUAUGUAAGAUGUCAGUCAUCAUCGCCGUGGUGAUAUUUGGCACAGUCCUCUGCUGCUUCCUGUCUAGAAGCCCCGUUACCACAAACAUGAAACACAGGCUCCUUCCCUCCUGGGAACCAAUGCCAUCAUCAUCAUCAUCAUCAUCCCCUUCCUCCUCCUCAGCAGCGCUGUCAGGGAGACGUAGGGGGCGUUCCACAGCAGGUGUCACCUCCAUCUUGUCAGAAUUCAUGCAGAUGUUCCAGUCCUUCACCGAGGAAGAGGUGAAGAACUUGAUUGACAGGCUUGUUGCAAAGAAGCAGCGUCGAGAGAGCAAUCAGACUGGGCGUCGGCCUAAGCGUGCUGGUGGACAGUGUUCCCUUCGAGAGGCACAGUUGACAGUCACUGACCUGGGCCUUGGCUACCUUAGCGAUGAGACCAUAAGCUUCCGCUACUGUAGCGGCUCCUGCCGUCAGAAGCGACGCAACUAUGACCUCAUCAUGAAGAAAUGGAGAGGGGAGGGUGUGUCCCGGAGAGACCGCGCCCCCUGCUGUCGGCCAAUAGAGUACGAGGGAGACAUUGUGGUGUUGGACAUCAAUAAUAAAUACAAGACAUUGCAUGAAUACUCGGCACAGAAAUGUGGCUGUGUAUGACACAUUGCUAUCACGUCGAUUUCACUGACCACUUAACAGAAAGGAAACAAGAUGUCUAGUGCUG